AUGGCUAGAUACCAAUACAGCAGCCUUGACACGAAAGUAGAUGAGAUUCGACUCAUUAAGCUAAUGCCUGGCCUACCAGGCCAAAAAAUAACAUUCAAGAUUUUCCAUACCUCAGUUAUUCAUGGACCCAUUGCGAAGCCCAAAACAGAUCCUCGCAUGGAAGUGGAGGAAUUGGAGAAGACAGUUACGAAAGAAUGGAUAGUCAAAGAAACAUUGGAGGGCCGCUACCUAUUCCUACACCUCAAAGAACCAAAGAACUCUUGGGAUCAUCCCGACCCCGGAGUAGACCCUUCGCUUUACUGUCAACCUAAGAAUGAGGAGGUCGUAAGCACUCAGCAAGAGUAUGAUGCAUUAUCAUACGUGUGGGGUUCGACGAAUGAAAAGAUCGAGGUCCAGAUACAGACAGAGUCUGACAGAUCAUGUACGUUGAUGAUUGGGGCUAACCUGGCAGACGCGUUGGAGCACCUCCGCUACCCCGAUAAAGCCCGAAUUCUAUGGAUAGAUGCAAUCUGCAUCAAUCAAGACGACAUAAAGGAGCGAAAUUCUCAGGUACCCCAGAUGAGAAGCAUAUACUCACUCGCCAAAAGCGUAAUUGUAUGGCUCGGCCCAGAUGCAGACGGAAGCGGCCAUGCUUUGCAUACCCUGGUCUACUUUGCCGCUCAAGUUGAAUUUUCCAUCGAUGAGACGUACGGAGACGCCCCCGGAGCUCAAGAGAAGACAUGGUGGGAUCCGAGGGUGCCGUUGCCUUGGAAUAAAGAGACCUGGGCAUCGAUAACUGCCCUAUUCCAACGUCCAUAUUUCCGCCGAGUGUGGGUCUUACAGGAAGUUAUGCUUGCGUCAAAUGCCAUUGUUCAGUGCGGCUAUGAUACGGCUCCAUGGACGAGUGUCCGGAAGGCCAUGCUAGUCUUGGUGGAGAAACCCGCCCUUGAACCCGAGCUUUUCGAGUUUCUCAAUAGGUACCGAAGUGGCAUUCUUGCGGAAGUGGCGCGAAACGUCCCACGAAUCCUACUAUGGGCGAGAUCACGACAGUGUACAGACCCAAGAGAUAGGGUCUACGGUUUAUUGGGCCUCAUGUGUCCCUCGAUUCCCAAGCUCAUAGGCCCAAACUAUGAUGAGCCUUUGUGCCAUACAUAUCGGAAGAUGGCCCUCGCUCACAUCCAAAUAACUCAGCGUCUAUCUAUCCUCCGAUGCUGUGAGCUAGACAACAACGCCAACAGGAAUUGGCCUUCAUGGGUUCCCGACUGGACCGUCGCCCAGAAUAGUCUGUUCGGCUUCCGUAAGGGUCACUCAAGACAGCCUUCUGGUCAUACUGCUUCACAGGCGCGAUAUAUCGAUGCGAACAUCCUCGAGGUGGUUGGAAUCGAGUGUGCAAGCCUGAGCGCUGUGAGAUACGUCUCCUCCGCAACCGAGAUGUUUGGGGCGCUGUCGAGUUGGACGCCCGGGGACUUAAGUAUAAAGUCCUAUCCUGGUGGAGGCUCCUUGUUCGAUGCUUUCUGGGAAGCCGUUACCAAGGGGCGAGUGCACGAUCGCUAUGUGCGCAAUACCUACUAUCCCACUGUGGCGGAUCUGCGAAUUCGCUGUCAAGCGGCUGUGGCUGGAGAGGAUUCCUUUGACAGGAUCUUCCAUCUAUUCAAGGAAGAACUUGAUACCGAAAAAACAUGGCUCACUUUGACAUAUGAAGGAUAUCUUGGUGUCGUGAUGUCAGAGCCACAGCAGGAUGAUCGCGUGUUCAUCUUACUCGGAAGUGAUGUUCCACUUCUACUCAGACCUACCGGAGAGGGAACAUUUCUCGUAGUUGGCCAGUGUUUUGUGCCAGGGCUGAUGGAUGCGGAAGCAAUCUUAGGGCCACUCCCGCAGGGAUGGACGAUACAGAUGCGUCACAGCUACAAUGGUAGAGAGGCAACUUGGUUUAUUAACACAUUGUCAGGUUUGGAAACGAUUGAGGACCCACGUCUUCCUAUAUUGCCUCCUGACUGGGAGGUUAUCCAUCGAAGGAGUGGCCCAGAUGAUCCGGACUUCUUGAGAAACUUUCGAAAUAACAUAACAGGAGAGGUUAUUAAUCAUGACCCUAGAGUACUUCCUAUGCUCAAGAGUCGUGAUAUACCGUUAAGAAAGAUUCAGUUGAUAUAA
Messenger RNA from Fusarium oxysporum Fo47, 2130 nucleotides. RefSeq names its product heterokaryon incompatibility protein-domain-containing protein. The record is from RefSeq and is a predicted model, not a curated record. NCBI's taxonomy places the organism in Eukaryota, Fungi, Ascomycota, Sordariomycetes, Hypocreales, Nectriaceae. Bases 1 to 2130 code for a protein of 709 amino acids. The transcript is spliced from 2 exons. Gene Ontology annotation, molecular function: protein binding.